GUCUGGCCCGGAUUUGUACCAUCCAUUUCGAAUAGAGCCACAUGGUUAUGGGCAUUCGGACAGGAGCCUAGCAUCACACGUUCGACCAGGCGUGAGCAGGAGCAACAAGCCUAUUUCGCCGGAAUCGGAUACAAACAUGCCCCAUCCCAUCACACAUUUUACCAGUCGAACAAUGUUCACUGCUCCAACUUGAUCUCCCCCAUCCACUGGAUACUCAACUUGCUCGCUGGUGUCAAUUUCAUUAAGGAGAAUAUUCUACAUUCAUCUCCUCCCCCAUUGCAGACAGACCGCAUGAUCUGCAUGUGGAUAGGCGAUAAGAAUGGGAGCUAGAAAGAGAAGUCGACGGAAUCACGGCGCAUCAGCUCUUCCCUGGCAAGCCUCUCUCUCUUCCCCAACGCACUGUCUGCCCCACGCCAGACAGCUUCCGUUGCCACGGCCUCCGCCGUCGCCAGAACAGUGGGCGGCAUCUACACAACCACGACCAUCUCGACGACCAUUUCAAAAAUGGCACCAACAACAACUGUAGACGCUAUAUCUGUCCCGCCCGCCAUCGCCAGUUCAGGCGACCCUUCACUUCCGAGCCUGGUCACGAGCAGCCUGAGCUCUCAGCCUCCGCUCAAAGGCUUCACCGUGACUGCCCCGGCCAGUGUUGGGGUUGAGAAUGGUCUAUCGCAUCGGAACCAGAGCGUCCAGGGCAAAGGCACCAGCCCCAACGGCCUCCUGACGACCCCAACACCUUUAGGCCCACCCGCCAAUAUACCACUUCCUGCGACUACUGUCCCUAGUCGAUUCAUUGCCGCCGUGACAACCGGUCUGACAGACCAUGAUACCGCCGUCGGUCGACCCUCCAGUCCUGUGGUCACUAUGGCGGCCUUUGCGAUGAUGCCGGUCGUCACGUAUCAGAGCAAGAUUACCGAAACUUCAGACACCAAAUGUCUCCCAUCGAAGCAGACCACGCACACGCCGGCCACGAAUACGGCAGCCUCCGUCAUACGUCACGGACUGCCGCAAUUCAUCGUUUUGCACUAUUCACCCUUCAAGGCAGUCUGGGAUUGGGUCAUCCUCUUGUUGGUGCUCUACACGGCCGUAUUCACGCCGUACACCGCCGCUUUUCUGCUCAACGAGGAUAAGGUGAGUGCUACCCUAACCAUCCAGGUUCUCCACCGUAGAGCUGUCUUUAUCGCCAUCGUUUCUGGCUCAUCUCCCAGAUUGAAAAAAGUCAAGACACCUUCCUGA
This is a messenger RNA of Protopolystoma xenopodis, 1236 nucleotides long. Lineage: Eukaryota; Metazoa; Platyhelminthes; Monogenea; Polystomatidea; Polystomatidae. The record is from the annotation of a GenBank genome assembly.